GGUGAAUCACGUUUUCAACCGACAUGGCUUCUUAGCUACAUCCUUAUAUUCAUUCGGCUCACACACUCGUUGUUUUCUCGUGCAAGUGAGACAUAGUUCAUUUUUCCAAAAAAUUCAACUAAAGACGCAUAUUGAAUAACUUAAAUUCAAAUUGUUCAUUGUUUGCAACGCAUUAUUUUCAUUAGAAACUAUACAGUUGAUAUUCCAUAAAAAUGGUUGGCUCAAGAGUGUAUGUUGGUGGAUUGCCGUAUGGAGUUCGGGAACGUGACUUGGAACGAUUUUUCAAAGGCUAUGGACGAACCCGUGACAUUCUAAUUAAAAAUGGAUAUGGUUUUGUGGAAUUUGAAGAUUAUCGUGAUGCAGAUGAUGCUGUUUACGAGUUAAAUGGGAAAGAGUUACUGGGUGAAAGGGUGGUUGUUGAACCGGCUCGUGGUCAAGCAAGAGGAAGUCACAGAGAUCGAUACAAUGAUAGCGAUCGUUAUAGUAGCCGCCGUGGUGGCGGUCGUUACAAUAACGAUAAGAGCUCAUCACGAUAUGGACCACCAUUGCGUACAGAAUACCGUUUGAUUGUUGAGAAUUUGUCAAGCCGUGUUAGUUGGCAGGAUCUUAAAGAUUACAUGCGUCAAGCUGGUGAAGUUACGUAUGCUGAUGCACAUAAGCAACGGCGUAACGAAGGUGUUGUUGAAUUUGCAUCUUUGUCCGAUAUGAAAACCGCUAUUGAGAAACUGGAUGAUACUGAAUUGAAUGGUCGUCGUAUUCGUUUGGUAGAAGAUCGUCGUGGGGGACGUAGUGGCCGUGGAAGAUCUCGUUCAUCGAGUCGCUCGAGUCGUAGCCGCAGCCGUUCAAGAUCACGUCGUCGUCGUUCAUCAAGCCGCUCACGCAGCCCACGUAGUCGGAGCAAGUCCCGUGGAGGACGUUCCAAAUCAAAGUCGCCAAAAAGUCGCAGUCGCUCGAAGUCAAACAACCGCGAUCUGUCCAAAUCAAAAUCAAAGAGCCGCAGUCACAGCCGUGACUCACGCUCUCGCUCUCGCUCCAAAUCACACAAACGCGGUGAUUCUCGCGAUUCUCGUGACCGUUCAUUGUCGAAAGGCUCCAAAGAUAGACAUCACUCAAGAUCGAGCUCCCCAAAAAAUAAUGGAGGUUCAGGGGGCUCUCCAGACAGAAAUGAAAGCAUGGAUGACUAAGCGGACACUGCUACGUUAUGUAACAACAAGAAACAAACAACAACACUUUUUUUAGAUUUAAGAAUUGAAUAUGUGUAAACCCAUCAAGAACAAUAACCCACAGUAAAUGAAUAACAAAGAGAAAAAAAAAAACUAACAGAAACCUUGAAGCAGGGAUUAAGAGUCAGAUAUUCCCAAGCAAACAUUACUUAUAGUCUAGCUAUCGAACAUGCAUCCAGUUUGAUAAAUUAAGAGUGGCACGCCGAUUGAUUUCCCACAUUUCCGUUAAAUGGAUCGAAUAUAUUUUUCGAAUAUACUUUAUUCUCCUAAAUAUCACCAAACAAAAUGCAGAAAUCGAAGACAACAAAUCCAUUUAUAAUCGGUAUAUUAGGAAAAAAGAGAUGAAAAGACAGAGAAAAAUUAUCAAACAAAAAACAAAUUAGAAUUGCACUACAUUUAGACUAAAACCACAAAAUUUGCUUACAACAACGGUUACAUAAGUUCAAGAAGACAAGUGAAAAAACAAAAGAAUGCAUUGAGUCACCGUUUUGUAGAAAAAUAUGCCAAAAGUCAUAACAUGAAAAAUUCCUAUCGAUUAAUUUUUUGUCAAUGAAAAUUACCACUUGUACCACUUUAUUCACAGACUCAAUGUAUCAAUCUUAAUGCACGGCAGAAUUAACAAAAAAUUAUUGCCAAAAUUAAUGUAUUGGACAAAAACAUAACUUCUAAGACCUUCUGUUUCAAGGGCAUUUACGAGCAGUAAAAUAAACAACUUAUUCUCAGUUGAACUCCAAAAAGAAAUAUAGAUGUAACAAAGAAUCGUUUUUUACUUGAAAGUUAAUUCGCAAUUUAGUGUUAAUUUAAUUCAAACACAAAUCUGGGAACACAAAUACUGUGUACGCAAACAAACCAAUUUGAUUUAACUCCUACUAUCCAUAAAUAAAAGAUUCUGUGCGCAAAAAA
Sitodiplosis mosellana (orange wheat blossom midge) is the source of this 2126-nucleotide messenger RNA. It is a transcript of the gene B52, whose product is annotated as serine-arginine protein 55. The coding region runs from base 213 to 1184 and encodes 323 amino acids. NCBI's taxonomy places the organism in Eukaryota, Metazoa, Arthropoda, Insecta, Diptera, Cecidomyiidae. Gene Ontology annotation, molecular function: mRNA binding. The record is from RefSeq and is a predicted model, not a curated record. Gene Ontology annotation, biological process: mRNA splice site recognition; alternative mRNA splicing, via spliceosome. Gene Ontology annotation, cellular component: ribonucleoprotein complex; nucleus; cytoplasm. The transcript has 9 exons.